UCCCACUUUGUGUGAAAAGUGAAUAUGAUGCUUUCAAGCUGUAAAUGUUUGCAUGCAUAUUGUCUUUUAAUCCCCUUUUAUUAAAACUUGCAGUCACCAGAGCACAUCUGCACUUGGUAGAAAAGAUCAAUAUUUAAACAGCAACAAAAGCUGUAGUAUUGAACUGUAGCACUGUUAUUCCCUCCACAUGAUGCAACAACUUUCAGUUCACGUCCGGACUGGAAAACGAAAGUUGGAUACAGUGGCCAGGCAUGAUGUUACUGGAAAACCCCUUCCUGUGCCUUUAUAGGCGGAGAAUCUGAGGAGCUGACUCAGAUGAACACAACCCGGCGGCUGUGAGCGAACUGUGCAAAGCGUUUAAAGGCAUCUCUCUCUCCGAAAAGGACGAACCUUUACAAAUGAAGAUGGAGAAGCUGCAGCUUUUCAAAAAUAAGCUGCUUCAAAGAAGUGAGAGCCAGAAACAGUUGGUGGAGAAAAACAACAAUGACAUACGAGACGGAUGUGAUCUUGCAUGUCCCGGGCAUAAGACUCAGAACGCCUUGAACACUGAAGAGGAGCAGCGCUUGGAGAGACAGGAAAACAUCACCUCCCAGGAACUAACUGAACUCCUCGGCGUCUGCUCUGGCAACACCUCUGAGGGUGGAUCUGGUCGCCCCGUGCAGCAGAACAGGUCGCAAGAAGUCGUCCGACUCAUACAAAAAUGGGUGUCCGAGAACCUCCCCAAGCCGCCCAUUGAUCUGAAACAGGGCCUCCAGCAGCAUCUGGCUAAUGUGCUGAAGGUCGUGGUCAAUGAGUUUGAGAGGCUCCACCCCGUGAUGGAGGCGGGUGGGAUGAGGGAAUGCCUGACCGACGGCUGCCACCGCCAGACAUUCGCUCACCUCCAUGGUCUGCUCCAGAACGCCAGCUCCGUCAGGGAUUCCUUCGUGCUGAUGAACUGGGUCAACCGUAAAUAUCUGAGUGAGGCGGUGCUUGGUCAUCCUAACCAUCGGCUCAUCACUGACUGGGAGGCAAAAUCAAAGGGCAACCUGCUGGAAAACGUGAAAAAGGAGGUCAGAAGGAACCUGGACACAAUCCUGGAGAAUGAGAAGAACCAGAAACGCUGUGAUACUGAGGACAGUGAGGCUUAUAUGGCACUUUAUGUGGACAUUAUUCAGUGCAUCACUGCCAUGCCCAGAGAAGCAGAAAAAAUCAGCUCAGAACUGUGUGAUUGUGUCCUGGAGAUUUGCCUUAAGGAGCUGCUGUCGUUUGUGAGGAGGUACGCUGUAGAGCAGAAGGAGUUCCUUGGUAAAAAAGCAGAAUCGGACAAACCAGAAACAAUUUACUUCCUGAAAACUUUGAGAACAUGUAAAGAACUCAAGCACUAUGUUCAGAACCAAAGUUCAACCUUCAACACUUCCGUCAAUACCUCCCUCGUGGCAGUGCUUGUUCAGAUAGAAGGUCUUGCUUUGAAACUUCUAAUGGACAUUGUGACCAACAUUGUGGAGAGUCCCCUCCAGACUUACUUCAAAUCCAAAGCCUGGUGCUUCUACUUGGUGUACGACUUAGAGAAGCAUUUCCCACAAUUGUCCUAUGCUGUGGAGGAGCAAAAGGUAGCAAUGGACGAGGCUUAUAAGAUCAUCAGCCACACUUACCUCAAACAUCUCAUCCGAAACAAGCUGCACACAUUGACCAAGCGCUGGAGCCCUAACGUCGGCCAGAGAGUCUCUGAAGACGAAGAUCAGCUUCAUGACACCAUCUUACGUCUGGCUCCUGGUGUCCAGUGUAACCGGAUGCUGCAGAACGUCAAAGAGGUGUUGGAGUGCAACUCCAUCGACAUGCAGAAGCUCAUAGUGGCGCGAAUACAGCAGGACCUUGGCAGACAGAGCCAAGACCUGAAGCUGUUGUCUGCCCUGCUGCGAUGGAAGGGUCUUUCCAGAUCCGAGGUCAGGGAGGUGAUGGACGCCCUGCCCGAUGGUCCACAGACACCCACUUCUGAUUGCUGCUUCUCUUGUCUGCCCUGCUGGUGAAGACUGAGCUGUUCCGCAACUGCACAACACCCAGGACACAACCCAGGAAGUGAAUCCUCAAAAUGUUCGUGGGACUUUCUCAAACUGGUUUGAGCUGUUAAAACUCUCCCUGUUACCAAAUGCACUUCCUAUGUUGAAGAUGCAAUUCACAGGUUUAAGUUACAGGAGGUUUUUAAAUGGAUGACGCAGGCUGUAAUCCGUUUGUAUGAAACAGCCUGAAUAUUAUCCUCAGGUGUCAUUCAAAUAUUGUAAGCAUGGCUUUUUAAAACCUUGUUUACAGAAAAGCUGCACAUUUAAUGUAAAUAGAAAUGUUUUUUUGUUUUUUAUCCUCUCACUUCAUGUUUCCGUUUCAUCUGUAUUUAUUUGAAAUUUAAAUUUAAGUAGACCAAAGAAGGAAGUACUGAAUUUGAGUUUUUAUUGUUUUAUGGUAAUAUUUAAAUUUUAUAUAAAAAUAUUUUUUAAAACUAAUUUAAAAAACGUAAUUGUUAAGCAUAAACUUGAAAACGUUAUCAGGACUUUUGUGUGGUUUGCGCUUUAGUACUUCCGUCUUUUAAUGAAAGCCUUCCACUGUGAGUUGUGCCUUGUACUGUAUUCGUUUACAGGUCCUGCUUUGGUGUCUUUGAUCUAAUUUAAAGUUCUGGUUUGUAUGUUGUAUUUUUAUAUGCUACGGGUAGUAGGGUUACAGUGGAACAGCAAA
Messenger RNA from Mugil cephalus (flathead mullet), 2703 nucleotides. RefSeq lists its product as uncharacterized. Gene Ontology annotation, molecular function: SNARE binding. Gene Ontology annotation, biological process: exocytosis; exocyst localization. Bases 399 to 2006 code for a protein of 535 amino acids. The record is from RefSeq and is a predicted model, not a curated record. Gene Ontology annotation, cellular component: exocyst. NCBI's taxonomy places the organism in Eukaryota, Metazoa, Chordata, Actinopteri, Mugiliformes, Mugilidae. The transcript is spliced from 11 exons.